Molecule: messenger RNA, 936 nt
Organism: Electrophorus electricus (electric eel)
Lineage: Eukaryota; Metazoa; Chordata; Actinopteri; Gymnotiformes; Gymnotidae
Gene: abhd6b
Product: abhydrolase domain containing 6, acylglycerol lipase b
Biological process (GO): acylglycerol catabolic process
Cellular component (GO): AMPA glutamate receptor complex; membrane
Molecular function (GO): monoacylglycerol lipase activity
Source: RefSeq, a predicted model, not a curated record
AUGGCUCCGCAUGUGAUGACGUUAUUUUCCAUUGCUGUCUGGACGCUGGCUGUUCCUCUUUUACUUUUCAUGGCAUCCUUUAUGUCAUGGCCUUCAUUCCUCAUAGUUUAUUACUGGUACUGGAGGCGCACCCGUGACUGUGGGGGGUAUCAUUUCUGUUACUCUUACAGAGGGAGGCCUGGCUUCAGGCCUUCCAAACUCUUGCUGCAUGACUUUGUGCACAAAGAUGCAUGGCUAUCUGUGUUUGAGUACCUUCCAAAACAUCUCCACCUUCCGUGUGUGGACAUGCCAGGACAUGAGGGUACCACACGCACCAAUGUAGAAGACCAUUCUGUCCAAGAUCAGGUUAGGAGAAUAAGACAGUUUGUAGAAACUGUUCAGCUGAACAGGAAACCAUUUCAUAUGGUGGGCACCUCAAUGGGAGGAAAUGUAGCGGGAGUAUAUGUGGCCUGCUACCCCUCUGAUCUCUGUAGUUUGACCUCAUCUGUCCCACUGCUUAUUGCUGCAGGUCUAAAGUGCCCUUGCAAGACGUUUGAUAGCCAGCUGUGAGAGCUGGAGUGUAAUGAGUCCGCUCUGCGUGUCCCACCAGAGGAGAUGCAGCGCACGCUCCAGCUAUGCUCCCAUGUAUGGCUUAGAGUUCCCCAGCAGGUCUUGUCCAAAAAUGUUCAAAUUUUCCAAGGACUGUUGGAUCUACGAAUUGCACACAAUGGCUUUUAUCAUGAAGUUUUCAUGGAGAUUAUUGGACAGAAGUCAAAAUACGCCUUACACAAACACCUGCACCUGAAAACCACUUUUCAAGCCAUCCAAGGUAAGCAGGACCAGGUCGUGGAUGUGUCUGGGGCAUCAAUGCUUGCCGAGGCCGUGCCAGGUUGUUGUGUGGAUCUUUUGGAGAAACACGGCGCACAGCCCAACUCAUCUUAAGAGCUUCUCAUCUCU